Messenger RNA from Mangifera indica (mango), 1903 nucleotides. RefSeq lists its product as uncharacterized. The transcript is spliced from 5 exons. Lineage: Eukaryota; Viridiplantae; Streptophyta; Magnoliopsida; Sapindales; Anacardiaceae. The coding region runs from base 140 to 1795 and encodes 551 amino acids. The record is from RefSeq and is a predicted model, not a curated record.
CCAAGCAGGUGGGUGAAUAAAUUACUGCUAAACAAAUUCUCACCUGACUUUCCUCGGCCAUUUCUUUGACUGGUAGAUUUUCAACUCAUCCCUCUACUCAAAUGAGCAAUUCUAACCAUUGUUCUCUUCUCUAUGGGCCAUGGAAACCGCCGAUGAAGCAACUCCUUUGGAAGCCGAAAUCAACGGCCCCGAUCAUCUGACUGAUUCCGUUGACGGUUCGGAUCCGCCGACUGCUUCCGAACUCUGUAAUCAUGAUCAUCUUCUCGCUGAGUUGGAGUCUCUCCGCCAGGCCUACCAGAGCCUCCAAUCGAAUUCCUCUGCGUUGGAGGAUAAGUUGUUCCUCCUCCAGCGUGAAAAAGAGGAGGCAACGAGAAUGAUGGAUGAGUUAUCGCGAGAUAGAGACUCUCUCCGUGAAAAUAUUGUUCGAUUAGAGACGUCGAUAAAGGAAAGAGAAGACGAGUAUAAGAGAAAGAUUGACGAGGAAUUGAAAGAGAAAGAGGAGUAUGAGAGAAAGUUUGACGAGGAAUUGAAAGAGAAAGAAGAGAUUAAGUGUGAAUUAGACGUAUCUAGGGAGAGACUCGAAGUUCUAGAAUCUGAAAAGAAAGAAAGAGAUGAGUUUUUGUUAAAGAGCUUGGAUUCGAUUAAGUCAGUUAAGGAAUGUUUAGUGAAGAUAAUUGACUGUUUGGAUGACGAGAAAGUGAUUGAGCGAGAAGACAUUGAGAUGGAAGAAUCGAAAUUAGACCAAGAGUCGAGGGCAUUAGAGGAAGAAAUAACAGCAAUUACAGUGCUAGCAAGCAAAGCUGAAUCAAAAGUUAGUGAAUAUAAAGAAUCAAAGAAAAAGGAAAAGAAGGAAUUGGAAAACAGUGUAGUGAGUUUGACAGAAGAGAAUCGCGACAUAAACAGUUUGUUAAGGAUAGCAUUGGUGGAGAAAGAAGCAGUAGAGAAGAGUUUGAAUAGACUGAAAGGUAACACUGAUCAGAAGAGAGUGGCAUUAUUGCAAAUUGCGGAACGUGGGUUGCAAAGAGUAGGGUUUGGUUUCAUGAUGGGCAGUGGAAAUAAUGAACAGUCACAGGAGAGUUUGGGGACUAAUGUUGUCCCACCGAGUAAUAAAUCUGAUAGCAGUGAGUGUGAAGAGGAAGUUGUUAGUCUGGCAUCAACUGUAGAGAGGAUAAUGAAGAAUUUACGGCUUGAAAUCACUCAAUUGAGGAGAUCAUUGGAUGAAUCUAGGUCAGAUACCGAGCGACUACAGAGUCUUACAGAGAAACAAGCUAAAACUAUUGAAGAAAAUGUAUUGUACAUCAAAGAGUUGGAAGAUAGAGAGAGGGUGUUGGCUCAAAAUAUUGAGGAACUGCUAUUUGAUAUAAAAGCGAUGGAAGAAGAAGUUGUUAGAUGGCGGGAAGCUUGUGAGUUAGAGGUGGAAGCUGGUAAAACUGAGAUUGAAGAGCGCGACAAAGUGGUUCUGAUUCUGAAGCAAGAGUUGGAGAAAACAAAGAAUGCUUUAGAAAUAUCAAAUAGUAAGUUAAAGCUGAAGGAAGAAGUUGCUAGUGCUGCAAUGACUGCCCAAGCAGCAGCAGAGAGGUCUCUGCAGCUGGCUGACAGCAGGGCUGCAGAACUUCGUGAGCGUAUUGAGGAACUAACAAGACAAUUAGAAGAAGCAGAGAGCAAAGAAAGGAGUCGCCGAAAGGUGAGACACAUAUGUUGGCCAUGGCGAGUCCUUAGAUCGAACGCAACCAAUAACACCAACAGCGUAAAACGGAUGCUACCAGAAAUGCAAGCCUUGCUUUCUGGUGUAUGAAUCAUCGUCACAUAGCAUUGUUUUGUUUAGGGCUGCAUUAUCUAUUUGAAUCAGCUCGUGUUAUUUCAUUUUACACAUUUUGUCUAUAAAAUCAAGGUUAAAGCUUUA